AAAGCUUCAUUUACUCAAGCGGUUAAAAAGCAAAACACAGAUUUCCUGCAGACAUAAAUAUUCCAUGAUUUUAUCAACAAUAAAAAUAUGCAGCCCCGACUUUUAUGAAAUAUGCUUAAGUUCACAAGCACGUGCACUUCCCAGUGUAAACUUUUGCCACCUUUGGCAUGUGAAUGCCAUGUCAGAUGUUGGAAAUGUGAGCGUUUAAUGAAGGUGCUGCUGCCGCUGCUGAUUAAGGACACGCGGGUGACGAUGGCUGAGGACAUAAAGGCCAAACUGGAGAACUAUCGCACCGCUCCAUUUGACGCCAGGUUCCCCAACCAGAACCAGACCAGGAACUGCUGGUCCAACUAUCUCGAUUACCAUCGCUGCCAGAAAGCUCUGGAUGCAAAAGGUGCGGACAACGCCCCAUGCGAGUGGUACCGGAGGGUCUACAAGUCGCUCUGCCCCAUGUCCUGGAUCCAGAAGUGGGACGAGCAGAGAGCGGAGGGGACGUUCCCCGGAAAAAUCUAACGACCACCGUCAACACAGACGAGAAUGUGAUUAACAGCCUUGUGCUUGUGCUUGGGGAGCGUGUUGCUCCAUCAAAAACUUUACCGACUCGAAAUGCGCAUUCCUUACAAUCACCAUUAAAAAUGUAAAGCAG
Messenger RNA from Hippocampus comes (tiger tail seahorse), 646 nucleotides. RefSeq names its product cytochrome c oxidase subunit 6B1 (gene cox6b1). The transcript has 3 exons. Gene Ontology annotation, cellular component: respiratory chain complex IV; mitochondrion. Lineage: Eukaryota; Metazoa; Chordata; Actinopteri; Syngnathiformes; Syngnathidae. Bases 112 to 513 code for a protein of 133 amino acids. The record is from RefSeq and is a predicted model, not a curated record.